This is a messenger RNA of Asterias rubens (European starfish), 3204 nucleotides long. RefSeq names its product pre-rRNA 2'-O-ribose RNA methyltransferase FTSJ3-like. NCBI's taxonomy places the organism in Eukaryota, Metazoa, Echinodermata, Asteroidea, Forcipulatida, Asteriidae. Gene Ontology annotation, cellular component: nucleus; nucleolus; preribosome, large subunit precursor. The transcript has 16 exons. Gene Ontology annotation, molecular function: rRNA (guanine) methyltransferase activity; rRNA (uridine-2'-O-ribose)-methyltransferase activity. The coding region runs from base 88 to 2769 and encodes 893 amino acids. Gene Ontology annotation, biological process: rRNA methylation; maturation of LSU-rRNA from tricistronic rRNA transcript (SSU-rRNA, 5.8S rRNA, LSU-rRNA); maturation of 5.8S rRNA from tricistronic rRNA transcript (SSU-rRNA, 5.8S rRNA, LSU-rRNA). The record is from RefSeq and is a predicted model, not a curated record.
UGUAGAGACUUUAAAUGCAUCGACGUGCAUGUGGAAACAUUUCUUUCCCAUUUUUGUAACUUUAUUUUAAAGAAUUUGGGGUUAAAAAUGGGUAAAAAGGGGAAGACCGGGAAACAGAGGAAGGAUAGGUAUUACCAUCUUGCGAAAGAAUCAGGUUACAGAGCCAGAUCAGCCUUCAAAUUGAUUCAGCUCAAUCGUAAAUUCCAGUUUCUGCAAAAGUCUCGUGUCCUCAUAGAUUUGUGUGCUGCUCCAGGAGGAUGGCUUCAGGUAGCGUCCAAGAAUAUGCCAAUGUCCAGCUUGAUUGUAGGUGUGGACCUGUUCCCUAUUCGACCCAUCCCACAUGUUACAACACUCGUGGCUGAUAUAACUACAGAGAAAUGCAGAAGUGCAUUGAGGAAAGAAAUAAAAACAUGGAAGGUUGAUUGCGUACUCCACGACGGUGCACCCAACGUGGGUACCAGCUGGGUCUUGGAUGCAUUCACACAAGCUCAACUUACCCUCUGGGCGAUGAAGCUUGCCUCUGAGUUCUUGACGAAAGGCGGCUGGUUCGUCACCAAGAUGUUUCGCUCCAAGGACUACCAGCCCAUCAUGUGGGUUCUCCAGCAACUAUUCAAGAAGGUGCACGCCACUAAGCCCCAGGCUUCCCGUGCCGAGUCGGCCGAGAUCUUUGUUGUCUGCCAGGGGUACAUCGCACCGGACAAGAUCGACCCAAGGUUUUUCGAUCCCAAAUUCAUCUUCAGUGAAGUUGCCAUGGAGACCAAACAGAAGUUUGCCAUCCUCGCCGACCCGAACAAACCCAAGAAAGUCAAGGCGGAGGGCUACGAAGAAGGGAACUACACACAACACACCGUUGUCAAAAUGUCUGACUUUGUAGCUACCAGUUCUCCGGUGGAACUUCUCAAUAGUGCUAGCGAGUUAUCCUUCGACGACCCUGCCUUCGCCAAUCACACACUGACCACCAAGGAGAUCAAGCACUGCUGUAAGGACAUCAAGGUGCUGGGAAGGAAGGAGAUUCGCAUCCUGCUCAACUGGCAGAAGAAGAUUGCCAAGGAGAUUGCUGCCAAGAAGGAGGAGGAAGAGAAAGCGGCCAAAGAGGCCGAGGAGGAGGAAGAGGCAAAAGGCAAAGGAGCGGGAGGAGAUGGAGAGGCUGAUGAUGAGGCUGAUGACAGUGAAGAUGAACUUGAAGCUAUCGAUAAACAACUACAAGAAGCCAAGGAAGAAGAAGAAGCUACUAACAAGAGAAAACGAAAAGACAAGGUGAAGAUGCGAAAGAAACUGCGAGAGCGUCUGCAGAAGGCCAUGGCAAUGAGUACAGGAGCCAGCCAGACUGACACCACGGAGACAGCGUCCCUGUUUGCGUUACAGAACAUCAAGAAUAGAAAGCAACUUCAAGCAGUAAAUCAAGAUGACUCCGGCAUCGUAGACAAGGACGCCCAAGAGCAGGAGGAUCACGACUCUGAGAUCGAAGCCCUGAUGAACGAGUCUUCGGACGAGAGCGAUCUCCCAAGCGAGCUGGACUCAGAUGAGGCGGAGAUUCUGAUGGAAGAGAGGAUGAGGAAUAAUAAGAAGAAGAGAACGAGCAGCGACGAGGAUGAUGACUACUCAGAUGGAGGCAACUCGGAUAUUGACCCUGGAGCUGAGGAUGAAGAAAUCGAUGAACAAAAGAAGAACCCUCUGAUGGUUGACCUGGAUGAUGAAGAUCCAAACACUAAAUCAAACAGACGCACGAAUAUGUGGUUCAACAAAUCUAUAUUCUCAGGGCUUGAAGCAGAUGAAGAUGAAGAUUUUGAGAUUGGUCAAAUGACUGACAACUACAAAGAACAAGGGGGAACAAUAAUUGAAAGAGAGAAUGGUGACGAUGUGGACUCCCUCGAUGAAGACGACCAGCCCUCGUCUAAUAGGAAAGCCUCGUCCAAAAGUGUUCGCUUCAACACCAGCAUCAUGAGCAUCUCCGACAAGGGCAACAAAGAAAAGGAAGACCUACCCUCGGACAGCAGCGACGAUUCGGACGCCGAGACGCCAAAUGGCGUUGAGGUUGAUAGCAGCGAUAGUGACUAUGACGACGAGGUGAUGAUUCGGGAGAUGAUCGACACUAAAGGGACCGAUCAGGGACCUGUGGAGAAGAAGAAGAAAAAGAGCGCCAAGGAGAAGAAGGCAGGGUUUGAGGUGGUUGGGUCGGACGGUGCAGCAGUUGCACAUGCGCAGUAUCUGGACCCCGAGGGCCUCGCUUUAGGAACCUUGAUGGCCACAUCCAAGAGGAAACGACGUGAAAUCCUGGAGCAAGGCUACAACCGGUUCUCCUACGGGGAGGAGAAUCUACCCGCUUGGUUUGUUGAGGAAGAGGUCAAACAUGUCAAGAAGCAACUUCCCGUAACCAAGGACAUGGUGGCAGAUUAUCGUGCCCGUCUCAAGGAGGUGAAUGCUAGACCGAUCAAGAAAAUAGCGGAAGCGAAAGCCCGUAAGCGCCAACGCUCCCUGAAAAGGAUGGAGAAGCUACGGAAGAAAGCAGAGGCCAUUGGCGAGACUGUGGACAUCUCGGAGAAGGAAAAGAUGAACCAGAUCAAACAUAUAUACAAGAAGGCCAAGCUGAAAACGAAGACUAAGGAAGUCACGUAUAUCGUCGCCAAGAAAUCCCAGGCUGCCAAGAAGGUCAAGCGUCCUCGUGGGGUGAAGGGACACUACAAGGUCGUCGAUCCAAGAAUGAAGAAAGACGUCAGGGGCAUGAAGAGAGCGGAAGCGAGAAAGAAAGGAAAAGGAAAGAAAAGAUGAGAAGUGAAAGACGCAAAAUGUUGAGAAACAAAACUGGAUUCGGAUGACCUGUGUUUUAAGAUAUAAAAAACAAGUGUACCCCGUUUUUAUCUGUAUCCAGCAAAAUGUGGAUUGUUUUGCAGUGGGCAGAUACAGGAAUGAGAAAUUUCAGAACCUUUAUCUGAACUUAAGCCUUUUUUUGUUUUCCUUGUAAAUAAAUCCUGCCCUGUGACCCACUUAUCUAGCACUGAGGAUACUGUUCACAGAAGCUCCUUGGAAUCUAUAACUUCAGGGUUUAUCAAAAGGUGGCAACGCCAUCAUGUCAACAUACCUUCUAAAAUUUAGAUUCUAAUUGGCAGUAAACACAUCUGGACCCAAUUACUUAAAGCAUGUAAGCAUAAAAACUUGCUAAGCAUGUAAAUAUGUUGCUUAGCAGAAAUAGAUUACCAGGCAAAA